Molecule: messenger RNA, 980 nt
Organism: Drosophila subpulchrella
Lineage: Eukaryota; Metazoa; Arthropoda; Insecta; Diptera; Drosophilidae
Gene: lwr
Product: SUMO-conjugating enzyme UBC9-B
Exons: 2
Coding region: 261-740 (159 amino acids)
Biological process (GO): protein sumoylation
Cellular component (GO): nucleus
Molecular function (GO): SUMO conjugating enzyme activity
Source: RefSeq, a predicted model, not a curated record
UGCGACCGUUUGCGUGGCAAAUUUGCACCUUUUGUGAGCACAAGCGUUCUUUCCUGCAAAAAAUUGCGCUAGAAAUUGCAAAAACUGUGAAAUCCGACAACGGAUAGAUAAAAAGGGACUUGUCCAGGUCUCCUUAAGGUGCAAAUAGCGGCGGAAAGACAGACGCGCGUGCAAAAAGCAGAGUGGGAUCGCGAGAAAAGCAGGAUUCGCGGAUACAUCUGAACCGGAAGUAGGAAAAAGCACCCAACUAAUCAGCGAUCAUGUCCGGCAUUGCAAUCACGCGGUUGGGGGAGGAGCGAAAGGCCUGGCGGAAGGACCACCCCUUCGGCUUCGUCGCCCGUCCCGCCAAGAACCCCGACGGCACCCUCAACCUGAUGAUCUGGGAGUGCGCCAUUCCCGGCAAGAAGUCGACCCCCUGGGAGGGCGGCCUCUACAAGCUGCGCAUGAUCUUCAAGGACGACUACCCCACCUCGCCGCCCAAGUGCAAGUUCGAGCCGCCGCUGUUCCACCCGAACGUCUAUCCCUCGGGCACCGUUUGCCUGUCGCUGCUCGACGAGGAGAAGGACUGGCGCCCGGCCAUCACCAUCAAGCAGAUCCUGCUGGGCAUCCAGGACCUGCUCAACGAGCCGAACAUCAAGGACCCGGCCCAGGCGGAGGCCUACACCAUCUACUGCCAGAACCGGUUGGAGUACGAGAAGCGCGUUCGCGCCCAGGCCCGCGCCAUGGCGGCCACCGAGUAGUCUGCAUCCUGGGCAUCGGCGUCCCGGCAUCCCACAUAGACAUUAACAAACACACAUCUAGGCGGUAAGCGUUUUCGAGAAUGCUAUCCACAUAUUAUCUUCUACAUAAGACCACUAAUUUUGGACGGAACUCUACUGCACACUCAAUACAAAUCAUCUGAUUUAAUUUUUUAACCCAAUCGCUUAGUACCAGCUAUAUUGUAUACUGUAUCAACUGAAUAAAAUUGAUUAAGUUCUGUA